AGUUCUAUCGUACUGCGAAGUGAUAACAAGAUUUUAAUGUUUUUAAAUUUAGUAUGUUAGUAAAGUUUUUGCUCUAGUACUUUUUAUUAUUUCCAGUUUAAUUAUGUUAGAUCAAGUAAAACGCGUGCUAUUAGUGCUUUCCGGCAAAGGUGGCGUCGGUAAAUCAACAGUGAGCACGCAGUUGGCACUAACUCUGAAAGAAAGAGGUUACAAGGUUGGUUUAUUAGACAUAGAUUUAUGUGGCCCAAGCGUACCUUACAUUUUGAAUCUCGAAGGCCAUGAUGUCCACCAGAGCGCUGAAGGUUGGGUACCAGUUUACAUGGACAGUGAACAGAGGCUCGGUGUCCUAUCGAUUGGAUUCCUACUAACAUCUCGUAAUGAUUCUGUUGUAUUAAGGGGACCAAAAAAGACUUCCAUAAUCAAACAGUUCCUAGAAGAUGUUUAUUGGCAAGAGCUAGACUUUUUGGUUAUAGAUACACCUCCAGGAACAUCUGAUGAACACAUAACUGUUAUGGAGAAUCUUCGUCAAGUACCACAAUGUUCUGCCAUACUAGUGACCACACCACAAGAAGUGGCAAUAGAAGACGUACGCAAAGAAAUUACAUUCUGUAGAAAAACUGGCAUUCCUAUAAUGGGUCUUAUAGAAAAUAUGAGUGGGUAUGAAUGUCCAAACUGCAGUGAAUGCACUAAUAUAUUCUCUACUGGAGGAGGCCAAUCUUUGGCAGAAUAUGCGAAAAUUCCAUUCCUGGGCAGUGUACCCAUUGAUCCUAGAGUUGGUAGAUUAGCUGGUCAAGGUCUCUGUGCUGUUAAAGAACUUCCAGACUCGAAAACCAGCAAAGUAUUUGGGGAAUUAGUAACUCUAUUGGGGGAGAAUUCAAAUGGCGUAAACUGAAAACUGAAAAUGUUAGUAAGAAUAUUUUAUGUUUAAAUAUCAACAAAUGGAAAGUGGAUCGUGAAGAACAAGUAUAAAAUAAAGUAAAAAAUCCAUUCUAAGAAAUGUUGACCUAAAACUAUUGAGAGCAUAUAGGAACUUGCACGAUGAUACUACAUCAAAAAGCAUACAUCUGUGUGCUUAGUGCGAGUUUUUUAACGUUCUCGAUAGCGUAAGAGUUAACUCAAAUUUUUAUGCAUUGAAACAGUGCCAAUCUUCACUUCAUAAAAAUAUAGCUUGUUCUUUCUUACUGUCUGUUUAAAGUAAAUCCAACAGAUUACUUUUACGUCAUAUUUGGGGACUGUAACGUUAUUGCUUAUAAUAAUCCUGGAAUUUUAUAUUUAAGAUUAACAAAAAUAAAAUUUUGUUACGCGACAAAUUAUAAAAAUGUUAUGAGAUAAAUAGAGAGAUGGUAGAUACGUGUUACUUGUGUAAUCCUUAGUAAUUAUAAAAAAAUU
Bombyx mandarina (wild silkworm) is the source of this 1389-nucleotide messenger RNA. RefSeq names its product NUBP iron-sulfur cluster assembly factor 2 (gene Nubp2). NCBI's taxonomy places the organism in Eukaryota, Metazoa, Arthropoda, Insecta, Lepidoptera, Bombycidae. The record is from RefSeq and is a predicted model, not a curated record.